UUCAUGGCAGGAUAGCGUUUCAAUGAGUUCCACGUCGUUUUACGUGAAUUGAUCAACCGUCGCCGGUAUGGACUGGGGCCGCUUGACCGGACCGGGCGGGGUGCUGUGCUCCUUGUCGCUGCUUUGUGUCAUCCUGGACGGCGUGUUGGGGGCGACUGGCGGCGAGAUUGAGCAUCACUUGGAGAUGGGCCGCAAACUUUUGGCAGCCGGUCAGCUGGCUGAAGCCUUGUCCCACUACCACUCUGCUGUGGAGGUAGAUUCAAAGAACUACCUGACCUACUACAAACGCGCCGCCGUCUUCCUGGCCAUGGGCAAGUCCCGAUCCGCCCUCCCCGACCUGACCAGGGCCGUCCAGCUCAAGCCGGACUUCCUUGCUGCCCGGCUGCAGAGGGGCAACAUCCUUUUGAAACAAGGCAACGCGCAGGAGGCCCGCGACGACUUCGAAGCAGUGGUGGGCGCAUCUAACGCCUUCUGUUCGACUCCUAUUCAGGGUUUUUCCUGGCUCAGAUUGAGGCAGAGGUUGUACCGUUUUUUUUUUCCCCCCCCCCCCGCCGUCCAGCUCCGGCCCUCUCCGGAGUACGCGGACGCACGAGAGCAGCUGGCGAGAGCCCGAGACCUGGAGGAGCUGCAGGAGGACGCUCGGGUGGCGUACCACCGGGCCGACUAUGGCGCCGCCAUCUCGGUGCUGGAGCGAGUCAUUGAGAUCUCGCCGUGGGAUCCCGAGAUGCGGGAGCUCCGCGCCGACUGCUACCUCCGCACGGGGGACCCGCAGAAGGCCAUCCAAGACCUGGCGCCCGCCACCCGGCUGCGCAGCGACAACCGUGCCGCCUUCCUUAAGAUCAGCCUGCUGCACUACAGCCUGGGGGAGCACCAUGAGUCUCUCAACCAAGUCCGAGAGUGUCUGAAGCUGGACCAGGACGACAAGGAGUGCCUGGGCCACUACAAGCAGGUGAAGAAGCUCAGCAAGCAGCUGGACUCGGCCGAGGAGCUCAUCCGGGCGGAAAGGUACCGUGACGCCAUCGAGAAGUACGAGGGCGUGAUGAAAGCGGACCCCCACGUGCCGUACUACACCAACCUGGCCAAGGAAAGAAUCUGCUUCUGUCUCGUCAAGGUCAAUGCGGCCACGGAGGCCAUCGACGUGUGCUCCGAGGCGCACCAGAGGGACCCUCGCAACGCCAGGAUCCUGCGCGACCGCGCCGAGGCCUUCAUCCUCAACCAGGACUACGAGAAAGCCGUGGAGGACUACCAGGAGGCGCAGGAGUUCGACGCCGACAGCAACGACAUCCGAGAAGGGCUGGAGCGAGCGCGGAAGCUGCUCAAGAUCUCGCACAAGAGAGACUACUACAAAAUCCUCGGAGUGAGCCGGGCGGCCAACAAGCAGGAGAUCAUCAAGGCGUACAGGAAGCUGGCGCAGCAGUGGCACCCCGACAACUUCCAGUUGGAGGCCGAGAAGAAGGAGGCGGAGAAGAAGUUCAUCGACAUCGCCUCGGCCAAGGAGGUCCUCACCGACCCGGAAAUGAGGCAGAAGUUUGACGCAGGCGAGGACCCGUUGGACCCGGAGAACCAGCAGCAGCAGGGCGGCGGACACAACGGACACGCCUGGCCCUUCUCCUUCAACCCUUUCGAGUCGGGAGGCAGCUUCCACUUCAAGUUCCAGUAAACUUCCGACUCCCUGCUGCAGCGUCAGCGCGCGGACUACUCUGUUGGAGGGGAGGGGGAUGGCUGACUGACUAAAAAACUGCAAAGCCACUUUCGCUUCGUUGCAAAUAUACAUUUCAUAUAUAUAUAUAUAUAUAUAUAUAUAAUUUUUUUUUAUUAUUACGUGCCAUUUUUUUUUUUUUUUACUGAUUUGCUCAAAGACUGAUGUCAGUAAUUGUCCAAAAUGGACAAUGAAUGCUGGGAGACGAUUAUUUUUGCUUGUUGGUUUUGUCAUUUCCAAAUCUGCACUUUUGUUUUCAGAAGCAACAUUUCCCGAAACAAAGGCUCUCAAAUUGCAACUAUUGCCAAGCCAAAAGUGUCUUAAUAAAGUGACUGACGCUUCAAAGUACAGUGGUAGCUCGAAAUAGAAGUUUAAUUUGUCCCGUGACCGGUCAGAAUUUAAUUUCAUCUCGUCUCAAAUUGCGAGUGAGACGCGGGGUGCCGGGCCGAUACCACUAUUUACACUGUAAUUUAUGGAGGAGAACAUAGGUUAUUUAUUUAGGUUUUUUGUUUUGUUUUGUUUUUUGUGCUCUCGCAUUUUUGUUGUCACUCUGAUGCAGGGGUCCAAUUCAACUGCAUUAAAAUGAUCCAAAAACAAAAAUACAAA
Phyllopteryx taeniolatus (common seadragon) is the source of this 2305-nucleotide messenger RNA. It is a transcript of the gene dnajc3b, whose product is annotated as DnaJ (Hsp40) homolog, subfamily C, member 3b. Bases 68 to 1660 code for a protein of 530 amino acids. The record is from RefSeq and is a predicted model, not a curated record. The transcript has 11 exons. Gene Ontology annotation, cellular component: endoplasmic reticulum. NCBI's taxonomy places the organism in Eukaryota, Metazoa, Chordata, Actinopteri, Syngnathiformes, Syngnathidae. Gene Ontology annotation, biological process: protein folding in endoplasmic reticulum. Gene Ontology annotation, molecular function: protein-folding chaperone binding; misfolded protein binding.